Messenger RNA from Solanum lycopersicum (tomato), 465 nucleotides. Lineage: Eukaryota; Viridiplantae; Streptophyta; Magnoliopsida; Solanales; Solanaceae. The record is from RefSeq and is a predicted model, not a curated record.
AUGACAACCAUGAAAAGAAGCAGAGAAGAUAAUGGACAAGUGGAAGCAGAAGCCAUGGCUAAUUGCGCCUUGAUGCUUUUAUCGCGUUUAAACAAUAACAAUGACUUUGCAUGCAAGACUUGUAAUAAACGAUUUCCAUCUUUCCAAGCCCUUGGUGGACAUCGUACAAGUCAUAAUAAAAAACCAAAAUUACUUGGAGAAACCAACCAAAAGAGUAAGGUGCAUAAAUGUUCUAUUUGUGGUAUGGAGUUUGCAUUGGGUCAAGCAUUAGGCGGACACAUGAGACGGCACCGUGAUGAAAUUAAUAAAGUUACGUCUCAUGAAAAGACUAUAAUUCCAAUUUUGCACAGCAGCAAGAGGAUUAGCAUUUUUGGGGUUAACUUAAACAUAACACCCAAUGUUGAUGAUUUGAAGUUAUGGCCGAUCGAAGAGGCUCCAUCACCUGUCUUGCGAAUAUUUUUUUAA